ACCACCUCCAGAGCUCAUACUCUCUCACACCAACAUCAAUAUUCUCUUAGCUUCUUCCACAUUACAAUCUUCUCAUUUUAAGCUCUUUAAUCUUCAUCAUGGGCGUAUUCACUUAUGAAACCGAGUUCACCUCUGUCAUCCCACCACCAAGACUCUACAAGGCCUUUGUCCUUGAUGCUGAUAACCUCAUCCCCAAGAUUGCACCACAGGCUGUGAAGAGUACUGAAAUCGUUCAAGGUGAUGGAGGUGUUGGAACCAUCAAGAAGAUUCACCUCGGUGAAGGAAGCGAAUACAGCUAUGUGAAGCAUCAGAUUGAUGGACUUGACAAAGACAACUUUGUGUACAACUACAGUAUAAUUGAAGGUGAUGCCAUCGGAGACAAAGUUGAGAAAAUCUCUUACGAGAUUAAGUUGGUGGCAUCUCCAAGUGGAGGCUCCAUCAUCAAGAGCACCAGCCACUACCAUUGCAAAGGUGAGGUUGAGAUCAAGGAAGAGCAUGUCAAGGCCGGAAAAGAAAGAGCCGCUGGUUUGUUCAAGAUCAUUGAGAACCACCUUUUGGCCAACCCUGAGGCCUACAACUAAAUCAAACUAUGAUAAUGCUACUGCAUUACACUGUGUCGUUGUGUCAUGUUCUUUAUAUAUUUGGUGUGGCUUUGAUAUUCAUUUCCUUUUCUAUCGUACCAAGCCAGAGAUUGUUUUGGCUUGCAGUCGCAGUGAUGAUGAAUUGUAACGUAUUACAUUUCAUUUGAUUCAGUAAAGAAUAAAAUGUAUGAUCAUCUUUAUACUUA
Molecule: messenger RNA, 787 nt
Organism: Rosa chinensis
Lineage: Eukaryota; Viridiplantae; Streptophyta; Magnoliopsida; Rosales; Rosaceae
Product: major strawberry allergen Fra a 1.08-like
Exons: 1
Coding region: 99-581 (160 amino acids)
Biological process (GO): abscisic acid-activated signaling pathway; defense response
Cellular component (GO): nucleus; cytoplasm
Molecular function (GO): signaling receptor activity; protein phosphatase inhibitor activity; abscisic acid binding
Source: RefSeq, a predicted model, not a curated record